AUGCUCCUUCAGCAACCUUUAACCUCAAUCGUCCGCUUCUGGAACCCCGAGUGCCUUUCGGGUCCCUAUUGGCAUAAUCUGCCCAAAGAUCAGACGGUCAAAACAGGGGCUGAGUGGACGCCGGAAGAAGACUAUCUGCGCAUGGAGAACGUCGCAUACGAGAUCGACACAGGCGCGAUCUCAGCAGGGCCCCUGCCUUUCCUAUGCUGGGCAGAUGCCAAGGCCUUGAGACAGGUCAUGCGCAAGUUCAAGCGACGCAAGCAGCUGCGCCGCGAUCGUAUUCUCAAGCGCUAUCUUCGGAGGUUCGAUCUCACCAUCAACACGGAAUGCCCGGAUUUUUGGCCGAUUGUCUGGUUUGAAGACCAUCCGGUACCUGUAAGGGAUUUUCGUCAGUUCUGUGAAACAAGGGAUGUCAAGUUGUUGAUAGCCGAUCCACGUUAA
Molecule: messenger RNA, 441 nt
Organism: Aspergillus aculeatus ATCC 16872
Lineage: Eukaryota; Fungi; Ascomycota; Eurotiomycetes; Eurotiales; Aspergillaceae
Exons: 1
Coding region: 1-441 (146 amino acids)
Source: RefSeq, a predicted model, not a curated record